AUGACCGAAGACGAGCGCUACAUGCGCCUUGCGAUCGCCGAAGCACACCGGUCGCCGCCGGUUGACAGUGCGUUCUGCGUCGGCUGCGUCGUCACCAAGGACGGCCGCGUCCUCGCGACAGGUUUUUCGAGGGAGUUGCCCGGCAACACGCAUGCGGAGCAAUGCGCGCUGCUCAAGCUGCAAAUGCAGGCGAAUGGAUCGACGCUCUACACGACGAUGGAGCCAUGCAGCGUGCGCCUCUCGGGUAACAAGCCGUGCGUUGAGAGCUGCAUCGAGGCCGGCGUCGCCCGCGUCGUCGUCGGCGCCAUGGAGCCCAGCACGUUCGUAACAUGCACAGGCGUCCAGCUUCUGCGCGACCACGGGAUACAAGUCGACCUUCUCACGGGUCUCGAGGCCGACUGCUUGGCCCCGAACCGCCACCUCGAUUUAGCCUAG
Messenger RNA from Saprolegnia diclina VS20, 435 nucleotides. RefSeq lists its product as hypothetical. The record is from RefSeq and is a predicted model, not a curated record. Lineage: Eukaryota; Oomycota; Saprolegniomycetes; Saprolegniales; Saprolegniaceae. Gene Ontology annotation, molecular function: diaminohydroxyphosphoribosylaminopyrimidine deaminase activity. The transcript has 2 exons. Bases 1 to 435 code for a protein of 144 amino acids.